Molecule: messenger RNA, 572 nt
Organism: Scaptodrosophila lebanonensis
Lineage: Eukaryota; Metazoa; Arthropoda; Insecta; Diptera; Drosophilidae
Product: thyroid transcription factor 1-associated protein 26
Exons: 3
Coding region: 41-394 (117 amino acids)
Source: RefSeq, a predicted model, not a curated record
AGUUUGUUUAUUUUUGUUGCUCGCACAUACUAAGUAAAUCAUGAAACCAAAACCAAAUGCACAGAGAAGUGCAGGUAGCUCUGCAAAAAACAAUUUUAAAUCACAAAAACAAAAGCCCAACUUCAAGCGCAAGCAUGGCGACAAUAAACAAAAAAAGGCGGAUAAGCCCAACAAGCCUGAAAUACGGAAAAUGAUACGCCAACAAAAAGCUGCCGCCGCACAGGCUGAACGUGAGCGUGUGAAAGCGGAGAAGGAGGCGCGCAUCAAGCAGUACAAAAAGCAGCGCCUGGAGAAAACCAAAAUCAUCAGCAAACGCACCCAACGUGGCCAGCCGCUGAUGAAGGAUCGGAUGCAGUUGCUGCUGAAGCAAAUCGAGGAGAUGAAGCGGCGCUGAUUACCACGGGUAAACGCAAAGGAUAGAUUCCAUAAUAACGGCCUACAAAUACUUAUAAAUUAAGAUCUAAUAUUAAGUGUUUUCUAUAGAAUAUAAGACUGCAGUAAGAGAACUCGCCACUUAACUUUUUAAAUCUUGUUUAUGCUAAUUAAAUUCCUGCAAUUACAAACAAAACAAA